ACCUCCAGUGUAGCGAGGCAUCAGAGCCAGGAUGACGUUCAUCGCCAAGACUUUUUACGACCUGAGGGCCACCUCGCUGGAGGGAGACGUGGUGGACUUCAACGUGUUUAGGGGUCGGGUGGUUCUGAUUGAGAACGUGGCCUCACUUUGAGGCACCACCACCCGGGACUUCAAUGAGCUCAGCCAGCUGCAGAGCAAGUACCCCCAUCGCCUGGUGGUCCUGGGUUUUCCCUGUAACCAGUUUGGAUAUCAGGAGAACUGCACCAAUGCUGAGAUCCUGAACUCACUGCAACAUGUCAGACCAGGCGGCGGCUUUAAGCCCAACUUCACUAUAUUCGAGAAGUGUGACGUCAACGGAACAAACACGCAUCCAGUCUUUGCAUAUCUGAAACAUAAACUCCCUUACCCCGACGACGACCCCAGCUCACUAAUGCAGGAUCCCAAAUUUCUUGUUUGGAGUCCAGUCAACCGCACGGAUGUAGCUUGGAACUUUGAGAAGUUUCUCAUUGCCCCUGAGGGGGAGCCUUUCAAAAGAUACAGCAGAAAUUUCCCCACCAUUGAUAUGGAGCCUGACAUUCAACGAUUGUUGAGGUUAACUAAGGCAUAAAAAUAAUCUAUUUCUGUCCAUUUAAGCAUUUCCUUCUCUGUUUAAGCCUUAAUAAAUGAUGAUGGUAUUCUAAAAAGUUCAGGGAAUAUCAUUUGAAGUCUUAUAAGUGCUUAGCAUGAUGGAUAAAUUAAAAAAAAUAUAUAGACAAAGAAGAACAAAUACUUCCUUUAAAAGAAUACAUUUGAAUGUUUAAUUAUGCAUUCCUCUUCUGCUUAACGUUCUGUGCAAGUAAUGCCAGCAGAUGGUGCUGCUUAAUUGUAUUUAGUCAUACAGGUUUGCAUGAAUAGAGAUGAAAUAAAAGCUAUGAAAAGUU
Molecule: messenger RNA, 920 nt
Organism: Oryzias melastigma (Indian medaka)
Lineage: Eukaryota; Metazoa; Chordata; Actinopteri; Beloniformes; Adrianichthyidae
Gene: gpx2
Product: glutathione peroxidase 2
Exons: 2
Biological process (GO): response to oxidative stress
Molecular function (GO): glutathione peroxidase activity
Source: RefSeq, a predicted model, not a curated record